This is a messenger RNA of Echinococcus granulosus, 930 nucleotides long. RefSeq lists its product as hypothetical. The transcript is spliced from 8 exons. Bases 1 to 930 code for a protein of 309 amino acids. The record is from RefSeq and is a predicted model, not a curated record. NCBI's taxonomy places the organism in Eukaryota, Metazoa, Platyhelminthes, Cestoda, Cyclophyllidea, Taeniidae.
AUGCUUCACAGGGCAAAAGAAAAAACUACAAGUUAUAAGUGGCCAUUGCAGCGAGCUGUAAAUGACAGUCACAUGAGAUUUCAGUCUCUUGGCUUUUGUGUAAGAACUAAUUUCAAAAGUAAAAUCAUUAUUAGGAACGUUUUGUCUGUUGUCGCUAGAUUGUUUUUGAAAAAAAUAGUUCAAAAUCAAAAAGAAUUAGCUAUGACGGAGACAUAUAUAACAACCGAAAAUAUCAGGUGGUUUUCGGAAAUAACGUACUGCGAUGACAUUUUUAACUCAAGCGGACUCGUCAAAUGCAAGGAAUUCAACCCAAAACUUCAAGGCACAUUUCGCAACAACAAAUAUUUUGCUUGUAAGAUAAAAAUUAAGAAAUUAAAAAAUAAUGCAUAUUUUACCCAAAUCUUCUCUGUUACCCCUAAAAAACACCUUCUGGUCCCGAUUUUUACUGGUAGUCAGUCCCUAAUAUCCAUUUCUGCAUUAUUUCAUUGUUAUAAUUUAAUCAAGGCUUUAUAUAUUCAUCGAAUAGGUUUAUAUUAUCGUUCCUGCUUUAGGAACAUUAAAAAGGCUAAUCCAUCUUGUCUACGUUUAGCUUGUGAAAGCAGAAAAUUUGACUUCCAAGGUCUGUGUGGUGUUAAUUUUACAUUCCCAAUUAGUCGUGAUUUUAAAAAUAAUACGACUGUGAGUGAACGAGUGACGGCUUUUGAUGUUCAAGUAAUGAGAGUGUUAGAGAAACCACUCCGUAGGGAAGGGAAAUCAUUGUUUCAAAUGUACACAACUUUCUCCAUAUUAAAACUGGUGCUUCAAACGAAUUUUAAGGGUCUUUUGAGAAUAAAUUGUUCAAAAUCAAAAUAUACUUGUCAGGGACGAGAGGAAUUAAUUUGUGUGUCAUUAUACGCCUGUUCUGAAAGUUGUAUUAUUAAAAUAUUUUGA